AUGACCCACUCCUGCUGCUCCCCUUGUUGCCAGCCCAGCUGCUGCACAACCACCUGCUCCCAGCCCACCUGCUACACAACCACCUGUUGCCAGCCCACCUGCUCUGGGUCCUGCUGCUACCAGCCUUGCCGCCGCCCAACUUGUCAAACCACCUGCUGUACCACCAGCUGCCAACCAGUUUGUCAGACCAGCUGCUGCCGUCCUUCCUGUUGCAGCACACCCUGCUGCCAGCCCACCUGCUCUGUGUCCAGCUGUGCUGGCCAAACCAGCUCUUGCUCUGGCCCCGUGUACUGUCGGAGAACCUGCUACCGCCCAACAUGUGUCUGCCUGACUAGUGGCCUACCCCAGAGCUUCGGAUCCAGCUGCUGCCAACCUUCCUGCUGCUGA
Loxodonta africana (African savanna elephant) is the source of this 387-nucleotide messenger RNA. RefSeq names its product keratin-associated protein 9-3-like. Gene Ontology annotation, cellular component: keratin filament. The transcript has 2 exons. The record is from RefSeq and is a predicted model, not a curated record. The coding region runs from base 1 to 387 and encodes 128 amino acids. Lineage: Eukaryota; Metazoa; Chordata; Mammalia; Proboscidea; Elephantidae.